This is a messenger RNA of Dermacentor silvarum, 915 nucleotides long. RefSeq lists its product as uncharacterized. Gene Ontology annotation, molecular function: metallopeptidase activity. Lineage: Eukaryota; Metazoa; Arthropoda; Arachnida; Ixodida; Ixodidae. Bases 29 to 904 code for a protein of 291 amino acids. The transcript is spliced from 3 exons. The record is from RefSeq and is a predicted model, not a curated record.
AGGAGGUUGAUAAGAGGUACACAAAUAAAUGCUCUCGCAUUUAAGAAGCGUUAACUGUCAGUUAGCUGACUACGCGUUCCGUUCGAUCUUCCAGGUUGUGCGCGCUCUGGCACCAUUCGCGUCGUACCGCCUCACGCAGUCCCUGUUCAGCGACGACAACGCGACGGCCGUGUACCUGUACGUCGGGGACGCUUGCACGGCAGCCGCCAGCAAGCUGACUUCGUUCGCCCUGGCCACCGUCGUGUUCCAGGACGUGCUGUCGGCGCGCCGACUGGAACUCGCUUACGAACAGGUGGACGCACUGCGCAACGAGACGAUGGCGUCCCUGUCGUGGCUCGAAGACGAGCAAGAGGCGGCUCGCAAGCGGUUGACCUCCCUGCGCUCGCUGGUCGCCUGGCCCGAGCGGCUCAACUCGAGUGACGCCCUGGACGCGUACUUCGCGGGCAUGCCGGACUUCCGCGGCUACUACGUCGAAGUCUACCUGGACUCCGUCAAGGCCCUCAGGAGGCGGCAAAAGGCGCGACUGCUACUUCCGCGAGCGGCCGGUGCCAGAGGGGAUAAUGCCACGGGACUUCUCGCCGGUGGCCCCGAAGAAGGCGCGACCAUUCAAGGACUCAGGCCGUCGGUGCGGUACAGCGCCUGGCUGGACAGCCUGUUCAUCUCGCCCGGGACGCUGUUCGAACCGGUCCUCUUCGCCGCCGACAAUGACAACCAGUCGGUGAGCGGCGACGGUGGAGACAACGCCACGGCGUCCGCGUCAAGCGUGGUGAUGGCUCUGGCCCUGGCUGGACUCGGACACCUCGUGGCGCAUGAACUGUGGCACGCCGCCCUAGGCGAGCGCACAGUGGGCAUCUCGCCAGAACCGGACAUCACGCUGACCGGAGCUCGUGUCCGCAGGCAAUAAUUAUUCGCAAG